Messenger RNA from Trichosporon asahii var. asahii CBS 2479, 465 nucleotides. Its product is annotated as ribosomal protein. The record is from RefSeq and is a predicted model, not a curated record. NCBI's taxonomy places the organism in Eukaryota, Fungi, Basidiomycota, Tremellomycetes, Trichosporonales, Trichosporonaceae. The transcript is spliced from 2 exons. Gene Ontology annotation, molecular function: structural constituent of ribosome; RNA binding. Bases 1 to 465 code for a protein of 154 amino acids. Gene Ontology annotation, biological process: translation; ribosomal large subunit biogenesis. Gene Ontology annotation, cellular component: cytosolic large ribosomal subunit; ribosome.
AUGCAGUCGCAGCAGCAGCCUUCCACUUUCAAGCGCUUUGUCGAGGUCGGCCGUGUCGUCCUCGUCAACGACGGUCCCUCGGCCGGCAAGCUCGCCGUCAUCGCCGAGAUCAUCGACCACAACCGCGCCCUCAUUGACGGCCCCGCUACUGGCGUUCCCCGCCAGCAGUUCCCCUACCGCCACCUCAUCCUCACCCCCUACACCCUCGCCAAGCUUCCCCGCGCCGCCGGCUCCGGUGCCGUCAAGAAGGCUUUCGAGAAGUCUGGUGUUGAGGACAAGUGGGCUUCGUCCGCCUGGGCCAAGAAGCUCGCUGCCCGUGAGGCUCGCAAGCUGAGUUUCCGCACAAUGGUAGCUGACAUUCAGGCCACCACCGACUUCGACCGCUUCCAGAUCAUGAUCGCCAAGAAGCAGCGCAGGGAUCUCGCUCGCAAGGCUUACGCCAAGGAGCGCAAGGCUAACGCCUAA